AGAGUCCCCGUAGGCCGUAGCAUCCAUUUCUUGCUGUAGAAGCUUUUGAAUUUUGAGAGUAAUAGCAAACUGCGAAAUUUCCCGCUCAGAGAAACAGAGAGAACGAAGAAGAAGAAGAAGAAGAUGGAAGCGAUUGUGCUACUAACAACCGGUGAGAUGAAGAACAUCAAGGUCAAUGGCGAGGUGGAGAAAGAGAGGAAGAUCUUCCGCAUUCAAGUUUCCAAAACUAAGAAACCACUCUUCUUCUACCUCAAUCUUGCUAAGAAACAACUGAAGACGGACAAUGAUGUUGAGCUCUGUGCACUUGGCACGGCUAUUCCAACUAUAAUAAUCAUGACUGAGAUUUUGAAACGCAAUGGAUGGGCAAUUGAGAAAAGUAUAGUGGCAUCCACUAUUGAGGCUAAGGAAGACAAAGAAGGUCGAGUAGGGGCUCCAAAGGCUAAGCUUGAUAUUCUGUUGGGAAAGGCUAAGACUGUUGACCAAAGCACUGAUGGGUCAGCAUAGUAGUAGAACUACUAAUGGGAGAUGGUGAAACUCUACUGCUUGUAGAGUAUGCCUAAUAAAUGAAUUUGCGGUUCAGAUAUAUGUUUGAUGUUGUUUUUUUUCAGCUUUUGGUUCAAGACUAUUGCAAUUUUAGUCUUGCAAACAAUGUAUUCCUGUAUAAACACAUUCUUAUGGAGUUAAUAAAUGUCCUGCAAUUUGAUUAAUUUGAUA
Messenger RNA from Lathyrus oleraceus (garden pea), 714 nucleotides. RefSeq lists its product as uncharacterized. Gene Ontology annotation, cellular component: nucleus. The coding region runs from base 124 to 504 and encodes 126 amino acids. The record is from RefSeq and is a predicted model, not a curated record. NCBI's taxonomy places the organism in Eukaryota, Viridiplantae, Streptophyta, Magnoliopsida, Fabales, Fabaceae. The transcript has 5 exons. Gene Ontology annotation, molecular function: RNA binding.